Messenger RNA from Prunus armeniaca (apricot), 1884 nucleotides. The record is from the annotation of a GenBank genome assembly. Lineage: Eukaryota; Viridiplantae; Streptophyta; Magnoliopsida; Rosales; Rosaceae.
AUGGAUGAUAAGUUAGUAGAUGCUCAGAAAGAUCACCAGGGACAAGACGAUUCGUUGCAUAGAUUGAGCAAGGAGCGGGAAUUGUCAAGAAAUGGUACUUUAAAAUCCUCUGGGUCAAAAUUGAAAAGGUUAGUCACAUGGUCAAAUCCACAGCAUGCCCUAAUUUCAAAUGUUAAGUGUUCACAAAUUAGUAAAUGUUGCACAAAAAGUUCAUUGUUUCCAAGUGCUCUGGGCUUGGACAGAAGGAUUCCAAAACAUAUACUGAGCUUAGAUGAAAAAUUUCGUCGUCGUUGCAUGGAAUUGAUUCAUAUUAGUGCAUCCAAAGCUACCCGAUGCAGUGCAGUUGUGAAUUUGAGCUCGACAAAGAUUGGUGCUUUGCCUGAGAGCUUGAAUGUGGCUAAAGUUAGAAGUGGAGAUACAUGUAAUUCUACUAGGUUUGUUUUUGAAUGUCCAUUGGCAGCUGGAGGUGGGAGUGUAGUGAUAGGCCCUGCAGGACAGUGGAUUGUAGGUACAGUUAUGGGGAGCAAGAGCAUGGUGAAUAUAUUAAAGAGCCCUUUGUUCCACCAAUUCGGUCCCCUCGGUAGCAAUACAGACUUGACAAGAAUUAAUACAAAUGAUGUGAAAGGCUCAAUAUGCUAUGAUUUUACAGAAUCUCCUGGUGGAUUAAGUUUCUCUUCUUCACCGGUGCUAGAAAAGGAAACACCAAAUAAGGGAAGCCAUAAAAAUGGAUCUGAUACUGGCCACAAAAGGUUUGUUUCUCUGUGUAGUACAAACUCUGCGUGUUCUGAUCAAUCUUCUGCUUCUGCUCUCGCCACUGUUUCUCAAGGAAUGCUUCAAUGCACAUGGAAGGGAGGGAAUCCUCAUUUUGUUUUCUCCACAGAUCAAAAAAGGGAGGUCUAUGUAGCCAACUUGUGGAAGGUUGAGUCUGAAGAAGAUAAGACUCUGGACUAUGUAUACUUGUUCCAUUCAGGAAAGGGUGGGCAAAAGGACCAUGAAAUUCGAGAUGGUGAGUCACAGCUCGUUGGUAAGAUGAAAGUGAAUAAUUUGGUCUCGCUCUGCUCAAACAAUUCAAAGAUCAUGGAGACUGAGUUUGUUUUGUUUGGUGGUGGUAUUGAGAUGCAUACUUCUAGCCAUAAUCUCAGGAAGAGUAAGGGGUUAUCAAAGAAGGUGGCAGAAGUAUUCAGGUCAGGUCACUCGUCCAAACAAAAAACCUCCUCCAAAUUGAGUGGACCAAUUUCGAAACUUGAAAGUUCUUCUCGGGAGUCGUGCCUAGAUACAGGCAACAAUCAAGAUGCUCUAGGUCUGCCCAAUUUAUUAGAAGAUCAUCUCCCUCCAAAUUUUGAAUUGGCUGCCAUUGUUGUCAAAGACCAUCUCCCUGAUGAUCGUAAGGAGGAGGCUGGAGGUUGGGGUUUGAAAUUUUUAAAGAAAGUUGGAGUCAAGAAAACUGCUACUGUGGAAGCCUCAGUACCUAUCGAAUGUUGUCGAAAUAAUGGUGAUUGCUCUACCAGUAUGGAUGUUCUAAUCCCAGCAGGUCUUCAUGGUGGGCCAAGAACCAGAAAUGGUGGUGUUUCAAGUCUUACUGAAAGAUGGAGAUCUGGUGGACAUUGUGACUGUGGAGGUUGGGAUCUGGGGUGCCCACUCACAGUACUUCAAACCAAAUCAAGCAAAGAAGACAUUUUCCCUCAAUCGGACACUCAGGGCGAGUGCAAGUCAUUUGAUUUAAAUCGAAAGGGUUCAGAACAUGGCCCUCCCACAUUCAGGAUGUUGAAUGUCCACGAUGUCCUUCUCAAUUGCAGUAGCAAUUAUCCAUACACAGAGUCCCACUCUCCGACCAAAAUGUACAGGAGUUUUAAGUACCAAAAUCCAGGGUUGAAAUUUGUGUAG